Fusarium poae is the source of this 729-nucleotide messenger RNA. RefSeq lists its product as uncharacterized. Lineage: Eukaryota; Fungi; Ascomycota; Sordariomycetes; Hypocreales; Nectriaceae. The transcript has 2 exons. Bases 1 to 729 code for a protein of 242 amino acids. The record is from RefSeq and is a predicted model, not a curated record.
AUGGCUGCCCCAUCAAUGGCUGACCCGCGAUCCCCAGACUCAUGCUCCUUUCGAAACUUUUGCAAACUUCCUACAGAACUGCGACUCAAGAUCUGGAACUACAAUCUCCCUCCCACGCGCCUCGUCCCGAUUCAGUACGGCUCUUCAUGGCCCGGCAGCUCAGAUUCUCCCUCGUGGACUGGAUGUACUUCAUCAGCGACCAUUCCCACCAACCUCCAUGCCUGCAGCGAAUCGCGCAGUGAAGCCCUCAAGUACUACGGUCUUGGCUUUGGCAUCGCUCGUGGUCCUGGUCAAGUUUUCCUCGACCCGGAUCAUGAUAUCCUCUACUUUGGCCCUCGCGAUGGAUACAUGGCCGCAGACUCUCAAUUUCAAACAAUCAUGUCCAUGUGCGACCCAGAAGAACUAGCUCUCGUUCGCCGCCUCGCAAUCAACGAUGCUCUAUUCUGGGUCGACGAUUCCUACCGCUCCAUGACUGCAGCCAGUCUCACUGUUGAGCUACUCCGACGCAUCCAGUCCCGCAUGCCUGGUCUCGAAGAGAUUAUCUUUGUUCCUCGCCCAGAGGAGUCGCGGGGUUCGGAAUGCUACAUAGAGCCCUCCAUGGUUUACAUGCGUAUGGCCCACCAGAUUCGGACUGCCCUUGCGACUCUGUGUGAGCAAACACCCGGCUGGACACCACCAUGCUGGAGCAUUCUACCACUCAGCGCUUUUCAAAGCGUUGGCGCUGUUUAA